Mytilus californianus (California mussel) is the source of this 1339-nucleotide messenger RNA. RefSeq lists its product as uncharacterized. The coding region runs from base 35 to 856 and encodes 273 amino acids. NCBI's taxonomy places the organism in Eukaryota, Metazoa, Mollusca, Bivalvia, Mytilida, Mytilidae. The transcript has 4 exons. The record is from RefSeq and is a predicted model, not a curated record.
CAAUGUUAGUACAAUUUCUCCGUCACCAGUUGCAAUGUCCUUAUUUCAAACGCCUAACUCAAGCCAUUCACGGUCACAAGUUGCAGUGUCUCUAUUUCAAACGCCUGUUGUUGUUAACAAUAAGAUUAACAUUGAGAGUCCAGUGACUCCUGUGCUUCGGACUAUAACUCCAAAACCAGUCAAAAGAUCAUUGUUAGAUGACAGCGGAUAUAUGUCUUCGUCUAUAUGUCCCAGCCCUAUAGCAGUUUCCAUAAUGCCAUCACCAGUGGUCAAGCAAACUGACCAUUGCUACAGCAAGACUGUCACGAGUACUCCAAAGCCAAAAUCAGCACCAUUGGCUUCAAAGAGUUCUACUAAUACUCCAGUAAACCAUGAGGGGGCAGAUGAAAAUGUUACAGUUACAGUACCAUCUUUAAGCAAAACUGAAAAAGCACAUCUUGCUUCAUUACUACAUUCUGGUGGAUACAUCUCACACAUUGGAGAUCUGUUGUUAAAAAAUAAAGAUUUUUUGAAACAUGUGACAAAUUACUUCCAAACUGAAAGUGAGGAGAAAAUAAAAAUUUUAAAUAAAGAAAAACAUGGAUUUGUUAGUGUUCUGAUGAAAAAAACAUGUGACAAUAUGUAUGGAUUUUCCUGGGACAAAAUUUGUGAAGAAUUUAAAAGUCAGUUUCCCUUACUUGCAAGCAUAGUGGAAGGUAUAAUGUCUUCUGGGGAGAAGAAUAGAGACAAGAUAUUGCCAAGGAUGGGAAUGGUGUAUGCAGUUUGUGCACAGACAAGACACCACAAGCUAAGCUUAGUGCAGAGGAUGAUGACUCUAUGCCUGUUAGACAACAUAGCAGAUCAAAAGCCUAGGUGAUAACUAGUAGAUAUUUAUGACCGGUUUCAGCCUGUUGGUGUAUGUCUAAGCUAUGAGCAGUCACAACACCUUUUGCAUGAAGUAGGCCAGUCAUACACACAACAACUUGCUGCUGCCAUAAAUGAGGGCAAAAGAUUAAGGAUAGUUGGCGACAAUGUAAACUAUGCUGUUGGCAUCAGGGACCAGAGGUCGCAGGACAAUGGAAAAACACAACACCUUCAUCAUGCAUUUGCUUCCAUUGCUUUGAUCCAUGAUGUUGACUUUGCACACCUUUCCUCGGAACGACCACAAAAGCCUUGGACUGAUGUAAAUGUACAGGAUUUGCUCAUGAAUCAGGAUGACUACCAAGCAUUAAGACAAGACUAUAUUAAUCAAAUUGUAACUGUUGCAAAAAAGUAUAUUCCAUAUUUUAAAUUCUUGGAAGACAUUUCUCUACAGAACCCUAUAGCUACAGGUACUAUAACCAAGACAAGUGAAAACCAC